Molecule: messenger RNA, 656 nt
Organism: Corylus avellana
Lineage: Eukaryota; Viridiplantae; Streptophyta; Magnoliopsida; Fagales; Betulaceae
Product: glycine-rich protein
Source: RefSeq, a predicted model, not a curated record
CCCAUUUAGGCUCCACCAAAUCCAAUAGCGAGGUGGGUGUACAAGAAAAUAGGAAACCCAGAGAGAAAGAGAAGAACUGAAGAACAGAGGGAUGAGAGACGAAAGCGAGGAGAAGGGUUUGGUGUGGAAGCUUCCGCAGGUGAACUCGAAGCAACUGGGUAAGCUGGGCCCCGCCUUCGGCAUCGGCGCCGGCUGCGGUCUUGGUCUCGGCAUCGGCCUUCUCGGUGGUGCAGGCUUUGGUCCUGGAAUUCCCGGCUUACAAAUUGGUGUUGGAUUUGGUGUUGGAUGUGGGGUUGGUUUAGGGUUUGGCUAUGGUGUGGGGAGGGGCAUCGCUUAUGAUGAGAACCAAAGAUACUCUAAUGUUGGGAAAUUUUCGGGUGCUCCAGUAAAUUUUCCGUCUCAGGAUGAAAUUGGCGCACUUGUUGAUGAGCUUGUCAUAAAUACCAAGAAGCUUAUCCGAGCUACGUCGAGAGAGGUUGACAAGUGGAGAAGAUGAGGCCGAGUUCCUGCUGUAUAAUCAAAUGAACUAUGAACCUCUCUUGCUAGAUUCUGUACACAUGGAUUUAAGUAGGGAAAUAUAAAUAGACCUUUAUUUCCUAUGCAUGUUUGCAUAAUGCACCUAUUAGGUUACUAUUAAAUUAAUUAUUUUCCAAUCU